This is a messenger RNA of Daldinia decipiens, 1579 nucleotides long. Its product is annotated as putative aldo/keto reductase. Lineage: Eukaryota; Fungi; Ascomycota; Sordariomycetes; Xylariales; Hypoxylaceae. Gene Ontology annotation, cellular component: cytoplasm. Bases 425 to 1414 code for a protein of 329 amino acids. The record is from RefSeq and is a predicted model, not a curated record. The transcript has 3 exons.
AGUGCUACUACAUAGUACUGCAAAAUCCGUUCCUAAAACCAACGACUUCUAACAUCCUACGCAAGCUUGAAAAGGCAAUUAUUGUUACGACGCAGAGGGUUACCUCCUAAUGAUUAAGCCCCUUACUAUACAUGGGUUCUCCUCCUGUCCGGAAUUAAAGCACUGAAAUGCAUAAAAGCCGUUAAGGCCUGGUGUUUUACCGCGACCUUACAAUAGGUGAUAGGUGAAUACCUAGUGUUAGUAACUAGGUAGUGACGUAAACAUUAAGCAGGGCAGAUCGCGAAUAUAAACGUCGUCACAGAUCACGACCACUGCGUUUGAGCAAACAACGACAUCGACCAUCCUAGGGACAUCGCAUUCUUCUUUUUCAGAAUUUAAAACUCAAUCAAACAUUUCCAAAUAUACACCUAAUACAUAAUAAAAUAUGCCCCAAGUCGUUGGCAAAGAAGUAGGCCCUGUUGGCUUUGGCCUCAUGGGAUUGACCUGGCGAGCCCACCCAUGCCCCCAAGAGCAAGCUUUUGAGGCAAUGCGUACAGCACUCAAAAAUGGAUGUAACCUUUGGAACGGCGGCGAGAUCUAUGGUGCGCCCGACUACAAUAGUUUAGUGCUCCUAGAAAGAUACUUUGAAAAGUACCCUGAAGACGCCGAGAAGGUGGUCAUCUCCAUUAAGGGUGGCGUGAGCCCUACAACUCACCAUACAGACGGCUCACCCGAGAACACGCGCCGCUCUAUCAACGACAGCAUAGCCCAGCUCAAGGGACGUAAGAAGAUGGAAUUGUUCGAGUUUGCUCGCCGGGAUCAGAAGGUACCGAUGGAAGUCACUUUAGAUGUUAUGAAUAAGGAGUUCGUCCAGACAGGCAAGAUCGGAGGCAUCUCUUUGUCAGAAGUGCGAGCCGAGACGAUCCACGAAGCUGUCAAGCACACUAAAGUCCACGCCGUAGAAGUGGAACUCUCGCUGUUCUCAACCGACGUACUGGAGAAUGGUGUAGCAGCCGCCUGUGCCCAGUAUGGGAUUCCAAUGAUCGCAUACUCGCCGAUCGGCAGGGGUAUGUUGACGGGUCAGAUCAAAAAAAUCGAAGACAUCCCGGAAGAUUCAAUGCUGCGCUUCUUUCCUCGGUUUCAGCCGGGGAACUUCGAGACCAACCUGGAGCUGGUCCGCCAGGUCGAGGAGCUGGCCAAGAAGAAAGGCUGCACACCAGCUCAGCUCGCCAUCAACUGGACCCUGGCGAUAUCGAAGCGCCCCGGGAUGCCGACUAUUAUCCCGAUUCCCGGUGCUACGACGGCGGCGCGGGUGAAGGAAAAUAGCAAGCUCGUAGACAUCACGGAUGAAGAGAUGGCCGAGAUCGACGCUACCUUGUCCAAGUUCAAGACAGCUGGUGAACGAUACCCCGGUAGCAUUCCUAUGAACACGUAAAUAUAUAGGAGUAUUGCCUACGGGAUGGUAGCCAAAAUUAUGAGAAAUACAUUUCUUAUGUACAUGUUAGUUAUAACCUAGGCGGAUAUAGCAUAGGUAGUUGAGCGGUAGUAACCCUUGGGUACCUAGGUAUAUGUAUAGUGAUGAAUAAAGAAUCUACAUGUA